Schistocerca nitens (vagrant locust) is the source of this 530-nucleotide messenger RNA. RefSeq lists its product as uncharacterized. NCBI's taxonomy places the organism in Eukaryota, Metazoa, Arthropoda, Insecta, Orthoptera, Acrididae. The transcript has 5 exons. The record is from RefSeq and is a predicted model, not a curated record. Bases 1 to 516 code for a protein of 171 amino acids.
AUGCUGCUGUGGUCGCUUCUCGUCGUGCUGCCAGCAUUCUCGGAGGCCUCGCAAGUGUUUGGAUGCUCCCUGCCGCCUCCCUCCACACAAAAAUUCAACGCGACAACAGCGGAGAAAACUUGGUACCAGCAAUACCAGUACCAGGUUCCCAUCCUGUCAUGGAUCGGUUGCAUUACAUACGAGCAGUCGCCUGGUGACAGCGACACCGAGAUGUACCUGAAUGGCAACUUCAGCAAGUUACCUAUUUUCCCCUUGUCGGCUAAAGCCACUUUCAACGGGAACCGAUUGGACAAAGUCUACAAAGGCAUAUGGUAUCCAUUCCUGAGUGGACCGUACAAUGUCGUGUACACAGAUGCGGAUCUCUUCAUCGAUCAUUACUGCUUCUUAGGCAAUGAUGUCGUUCAAGUCUUUACCAAUGAGAAGAAUCCCAGUGCCGAAGUGCUGGAGCGAAUGUGGAAAGUCGUUGCUGAGAGUCCAGAGGUGAACGAGUCUAAACUGAGGAGAGUCGCCUGUUGAUUAUGUAUAGUGCC